AUGGAAAAGACCUUCCAAGACCCCGCUGCCUCGACUCAGUUCCAAAACGACGCCGAGCGUCAACAAGAGAACGCCAAACGUGCCGACCAGGGUCAGCCACAGAUCCCCGGUGUUGCCGAUCGUGAGACUGUUGCUAGCAAGGAUCCCAAGGAGUUCGACACUCGAGGCGGUCCCGGUUCCGAGGGCAACAAACCUAUCCAAGAUCCCGUCUUGUAA
This is a messenger RNA of Mycosarcoma maydis (corn smut), 216 nucleotides long. RefSeq lists its product as uncharacterized. The record is from RefSeq and is a predicted model, not a curated record. The transcript has 2 exons. Bases 1 to 216 code for a protein of 71 amino acids. NCBI's taxonomy places the organism in Eukaryota, Fungi, Basidiomycota, Ustilaginomycetes, Ustilaginales.